Micropterus dolomieu (smallmouth bass) is the source of this 1770-nucleotide messenger RNA. RefSeq names its product protein FAM8A1-like. Bases 343 to 1458 code for a protein of 371 amino acids. NCBI's taxonomy places the organism in Eukaryota, Metazoa, Chordata, Actinopteri, Centrarchiformes, Centrarchidae. The record is from RefSeq and is a predicted model, not a curated record. The transcript has 7 exons.
UCACACAGCGUGAAAGUCCGCUUCACGAAAGUUAACAUGUGUACUGUCAUUGAGAGGGCAGCUAUUUUUGGUUUGAUUUCCUUUGUUUUACUUUACCGACUCGGACUUGGAAGGUGGACACCUCAGACAUAACAAGAAAAGAACACAGAAGAGAAGAAUAUCCGGUCAGCUCCCUGCAGAAGUUAAAUGUGAAAAGAGCUAAAGAGGCGUGACUGGCAAGUACAACUUGCACAAUCGUCUUUCUUGAGCUUCCUGGGAUCAUUGCCUCACUCAGAUGGCUUAAGGUGCUUUCAGACCAAAAGCGAAGCGAGCAUUCGGGCGGCGAGUUUACAUACAAAGUCAAUGCAAGGACGCAUAGAGCCGCGAUUUCCUUUCGGGGCGGGGCUGGCGACGCGAAGGCAACGCGAAGGAAUUCAUGAAAUGAUCCAGAAUGACGUCGCACGUGAUGCGACGCCACCGUCAAACAUGGCUGACAAAGAAAACACAAACAUGGAAGUCGAUAAGGAAAAGAAAAAACCCUUUGCUACCAAAGUCGAGCCAGUCUUGGACGAAGUUACUCAAAUAAUAGGCAACCACAACAAUGUCGAAGGCAAGAAACCCGCCGGUAAAAGCCGCGCCACAACGGAAUACUGCGAGAAGCUGCAGGCAUGGAUGUGGCAGUACUACACUGGAUAUGUAAACUGCCAGAGCUGGCUGGCAGUAUCAGCCAUGUCCUACCCUUGUUAUUUACAGCCAGCCAGUGGGACGUCGACGCCACUUCUUGAUAUCAACUCCCAGAACUGGUACAGCAGCCCGUUUGGUCUUCCGAUGUCGCCGUAUCCACAUGUAGGCAACUCCUCAAGCAGCCGGGCAGGUGAAGCAGCUGGCGGGGCUGCAGGGUCCGCUCAGCCGCAGCAGCCGCAGGAGAAUGGAAAUGCACAGAGACCAGGUCGGGAGUAUAGCAUUCCUUCACCUUUUCAAAGAUUCCUGGCUGAAAUGGUGGAUUUCUUCAUAUUGUUUUUCAUCAAAGCAACCAUUAUCAUCAGUAUUAUGCACCUGAGUGGAAUCAAGGAUGUUUCCAAGUUUGCCAUGCAUUUCAUAGUGGAGGAAAUAGAUGAGGACACCUCGAUGGAGGAGCUACAGAAAAUGAUGCUUGUUGCACUUGUGUACCGGAUAUUAGUGUGUUUUUAUGAGAUUGUGUGCAUUUGGGGAGCAGGAGGAGCCACUCCAGGGAAGUUUUUAAUUGGACUCAGAGUUGUUACAUGUGAUUCAUCAGUUCUGGUUCAGCCUAACCGGGUGCUUGUUGUGCCAGCAACCAAUGUCUCUCUGUCUGCAUCAACUGUCCGAGCCUUGAACAAGAACUUUUCAAUUGCCUUCUUUUUUCCGGCCUUCAUCACACUUCUGUUCUUCCAGCACAACAGGACUGUGUAUGAUAUGGUAGCUGGUACAAUUGUUGUCAAGCGCCCCAGGGCCAGAUGACGCAGAAGAACACAGAAAAGAGUCCUACAUUAAUGCUGUUUAUUAUUAUUAUUUUUUUUAAAUGCCUGCAGAACUCAGACACUGUCCUUUCAAGGUAUCGUCAGAACAUGCAGGAGCAUUAUGACGGUUGCAGAAAGUUUGAUACACAUCAGUAUGAACUAAUUCAACUCCCUACAACUUGGGUUUGGUUUGUCCCAGACACAUACUGUAUUUCUGCAUGUACAGUGGGUACGGAAAGUAUUCAGACCCCUUUAAAUUUUUCACUCUUUGUUUCAUUGCUGCCAUUUUCCAAAAAUCUAAAAAGUUCAUUUU